Molecule: messenger RNA, 540 nt
Organism: Akanthomyces muscarius
Lineage: Eukaryota; Fungi; Ascomycota; Sordariomycetes; Hypocreales; Cordycipitaceae
Exons: 5
Coding region: 1-540 (179 amino acids)
Source: RefSeq, a predicted model, not a curated record
AUGUCGGUCGCUGAGCAAGUCGACCACGAAGCGCAGACGACGCGGUCCUGCGUACCGAUCGCGUCGCUGUACCAGCCCGUCCAGGUCGGCCAAAUCGGAUGUGGACAUGCCGGCACGUCGACCUUUUUCCGCUGGCCCAUUCUCGGGGCGCUGCUCUUUGAUAAUGAGAGCAGCGACGCGCGCGACCACUGCGCCAACGAACGCACAUUUCUUUCCUACCUGCGGCUGUCGGUGCUCAUGGCCAUUGUCUCCAUGGCCAUGACGCUGUCGUUUCACCUCAAGCAGCAGCCCACAGCCCUCGAGCGGCAGAUUGCCAAGCCGCUCGGCGCCAUCUUUUGGGUGCUGGCGGUGCUCACCCUGGCGGUGGGCAUAUCAAACUAUAUACGAACCGUCAAUUUGUAUAGCCAGCGAGCCGCCAUUGUGCAGUCUGGAUGGAGAACACAAACGGUUCUUGGUGUUCUCUCGGCCUGUAUAUUUGCUACUUGCCUGGUGCUGCUCGUCACCAACAGAUUGAGAGAUUCUGCAAGAGCAUUAGAAUAA